GGGGGGCCGGAGCGGCUUGCUGAGUAGGAGGCGGCGGUGGCUGAGGCCGGGGAGUGCGGAGAGCCGUCUCCGGGGCUAGGCCCUUCGGGGGUCGGAGGGGGGCCCGGUCUUGGUUUCUUUGGCAGAGGGGCCGGUGAAGCCGGCGGCUGAGCGGCGAGAUGAAUUUCCUCCGCGGGGUGAUGGGGGGUCAGAGUGCCGGCCCCCAGCACACAGAAGCUGAGACGAUUCAGAAGCUCUGCGACCGAGUAGCUUCCUCUACGCUAUUGGAUGACCGAAGAAAUGCUGUGCGUGCUCUUAAAUCACUUUCAAAGAAAUAUCGCUUGGAAGUAGGAAUCCAAGCCAUGGAACAUCUUAUCCAUGUUUUACAAACGGAUCGUUCGGAUUCUGAAAUAAUAGCUUAUGCUUUGGACACACUCUAUAAUAUAAUAUCUAAUGAUGAAGAGGAAGAAGUAGAAGAAAAUUCUACAAGACAGAGUGAGGAUUUGGGAAGCCAGUUUACGGAAAUUUUCAUUAAGCAGCCAGAAAAUGUCACUCUCCUGUUGUCUUUGUUGGAGGAGUUUGAUUUCCAUGUCCGCUGGCCUGGCGUGAGACUCCUGACUUCUCUCUUAAAACAGCUAGGGCCUCCAGUGCAGCAAAUCAUCUUAGUCAGCCCCAUGGGUGUUUCAAGACUAAUGGACUUACUGGCAGAUUCCAGAGAAAUUAUACGUAAUGAUGGUGUCUUACUGCUGCAGGCACUAACGAGGAGCAAUGGAGCAAUACAGAAAAUUGUUGCUUUUGAAAAUGCUUUUGAGAGACUGUUGGACAUUAUUACAGAGGAAGGAAACAGUGAUGGAGGUAUAGUAGUGGAAGACUGCUUGAUUUUGCUCCAGAACUUGUUAAAAAACAACAAUUCCAAUCAAAACUUUUUUAAAGAAGGCUCAUAUAUUCAACGUAUGAAACCUUGGUUUGAAGUUGGAGAUGAAAAUUCUGGUUGGUCAGCACAGAAAGUGACCAAUUUACACUUAAUGCUACAGCUUGUGCGGGUACUAGUAUCUCCCACCAACCCACCUGGGGCUACCAGCAGCUGCCAGAAGGCCAUGUUCCAGUGUGGAUUACUACGGCAACUUUGCACUAUCCUGAUGGCUACUGGAAUUCCUGCUGAUAUCCUGACUGAGACAAUAAACACUGUAUCAGAAGUUAUCCGAGGCUACCAAGUAAACCAAGGCUACUUUGCUUCUGUGAAUGCACCUUCAAAUCCCCCAAGACCAGCAAUUGUUGUACUUCUCAUGUCCAUGGUUAACGAAAGGCAGCCUUUUGUACUGCGCUGUGCCGUUCUCUACUGUUUCCAGUGCUUCUUAUAUAAAAACCAGAAGGGACAAGGGGAGAUUGUGGCAACGCUUCUUCCUUCCACUAUUGACGCAACUGGUAACUCCGUGUCCGCGGGUCAGCUGCUCUGUGGAGGUUUGUUCUCAACGGACUCCCUUUCAAAUUGGUGUGCAGCUGUGGCCCUCGCCCAUGCACUGCAGGGGAACAGCACCCAGAAGGAACAGCUGCUCCGGGUUCAGCUGGCCACAAGCAUCGGCAACCCCCCUGUGUCCCUGCUGCAGCAGUGCACCAACAUCCUUGCCCAGGGCGAUAAGAUCGACAGACGGGGAAGCAAAAUACAGACAAGAGUCGGGUUGUUAAUGUUGCUUUGUACCUGGCUAAGCAACUGUCCUAUUGCAGUGACACAUUUUCUUCACAAUUCAGCCAAUGUUCCAUUUCUUACAGGACAAAUUGCAGAAAAUCUUGGAGAAGAAGAGCAGUUGGUCCAAGGCUUAUGUGCCCUCCUUUUGGGCAUUUCAAUUUAUUUCAACGAUAACUCACUAGAAAACUACACAAAAGAGAAACUAAAGCAACUAAUAGAGAAGCGGAUUGGCAAAGAGAAUUUCAUAGAGAAACUAGGAUUUAUUAGCAAACAUGAGCUGUAUUCCAGAGCAUCUCAGAAACCCCAGCCAAACUUUCCGAGUCCAGAGUACAUGAUAUUUGAUCAUGAGUUUACAAAGCUGGUGAAAGAACUUGAAGGGGUUAUUACCAAGGCCAUUUAUAAGUCCAGUGAAGAAGAUAAGAAAGAGGAAGAGGUAAAGAAAACCUUAGAACAGCACGAUAACAUUGUGACUCACUAUAAGAAUAUGAUCCGUGAACAAGACCUACAGCUGGAGGAACUGAAGCAGCAAGUUUCCACGCUGAAAUGUCAGAAUGAGCAGCUGCAGACGGCAGUCACACAGCAAGCGUCUCAGAUUCAGCAGCACAAGGAUCAGUACAAUCUUCUCAAGGUUCAGCUUGGAAAAGACAAUCACCAUCAAAGUUCUCACGGUGAUGGGGCUCAGGUGAAUGGCAUUCAGCCAGAAGAAAUCAGCCGGCUGAGAGAAGAGAUACAAGACUUAAAAAGUCAUCAGGAGCUCUUACAAAGCCAGCUAGCUGAAAAGGACUCUUUGAUCGAAAACUUGAAAUCUUCGCAAGCAUCUGGCAUGAACAAACAGACUUCAGCAUCAGCUUCACCCUCAGAUCCCGAGCAGGUUGCAGAGUUAAAGCAGGAAGUGGCAACAUUAAAGUCCCACUUAAGCUCACAGUCUCUUGAGAUUACCAGACUCCAGGCAGAAAACCAUGAGCUGCUACAGAGAGCCGAAGUCUUGACAAAAUCAGUUCCUAUACAAGGAGAAUGUGAGAAUGUGGCAGCUGCUAAAACUACUGAUGUAGAAGGGAGACUAUCUGCCUUGCUGCAGGAGACGAAAGAGUUAAAGAAUGAAAUUAAAGCAUUGUCUGAGGAGAAAACUGCCAUUAAAAAGCAGCUGGAUUCCUCUAACAGCACUAUCGCCAUCCUACAAACCGAGAAGGACAAGUUAGACUUGGAAGUUACAGAUUCUAAGAAAGAACAAGAUGAUCUUUUGGUGCUACUGGCCGAUCAAGAUCAGAAAAUCCUGUCGUUGAAGAGUAAACUCAAGGAUCUCGGUCACCCAGUUGAAGAAGAAUAUGAAUCUGGAGACCAAGAUGAUGAUGAUGAAGAAAUUGAUGAUGGUGACAAGGACCAGGAUAUCUAGCUUUAAACCCUAGGAGUGAUAGCAAUUAUGUCAUUGUGUUGAAGAAGUCUUAAGACAGUGCUUUGGUUUGCCUCCACAGAAAAUAAAGACAGAACAGGUGGAAAGCAUUCGCUAAUGAAACUAUUGAUGUAUGUUUUUUUUUUUUUUUUUAAUAUUGCCACUCAUGUGGAGAACUCUAACUUCAUGUGGAAGUUCUAUUUAUGUUCAUCUGAAAUCUCCCAAAAUACAAUUUGCAAAGAGCAUCAGGCUUCAGAAAUACACCACUUGAAGGCGUGUGCUGGCAAUGCAGUUUGCCUUACUGGCUCACUGGUUGUUUGCUUUUCAGAAUCUGUGAGUUCAGAACUGACAUAUUUGAUUUAAUGUGUAUUGAAUGGGAAUCAUUAUUUCUAAAUCAGCAUUUGCAUUCUCAGCUGAUUACUUCCUUGUAAAGACUCUACAUAAAGACAGGAUAGCCUUGGCUCAGGGGUCCUGUGUAUUAUCACCCCUUCCCCACUGUGCCUCCCAGAGAGCAGAAUGGGACAGUUUAGAGUGAGUGUUUGCCAUCAACAGGGCCACACUCUGCCUUCUGAAAGGAAAGACUGCAGGAGUGUGGAGGGCAGUCUGGGAAACUGCAGCAAUCUAGUAAUGUGGCUGGUUUUCUCUGUUUAAGCUAAAGAUGGAAAAUAAAUUGUAGUCAGCAGUUCACACAGCUGGGAUUUAGUAUUGUUUGAUUAUCAUAAAAUGCGUUCUUAGUUUUAAAAAGACCCAAAACUAUGAUUUAUAUAAUUUAUUGGCAUUUUUGCUGAAUAGGUGUAAGUCAGAAAAUAGAUUUUUAAAAAGCAAAUGAAGCAAUGUGUCAAAGUCUAAUGUUUUCAUAAUAAAAAUAGAUAUUAUGUUCACUUAA
Molecule: messenger RNA, 3942 nt
Organism: Psammomys obesus (fat sand rat)
Lineage: Eukaryota; Metazoa; Chordata; Mammalia; Rodentia; Muridae
Gene: Uso1
Product: USO1 vesicle transport factor
Exons: 25
Coding region: 159-3059 (966 amino acids)
Biological process (GO): transcytosis; vesicle fusion with Golgi apparatus; endoplasmic reticulum to Golgi vesicle-mediated transport
Cellular component (GO): Golgi membrane; ER to Golgi transport vesicle membrane; Golgi stack
Molecular function (GO): protein binding
Source: RefSeq, a predicted model, not a curated record